UUUUUAGUUUAAAAUAAGUCGAAAGCCUGGAUGAACGAUGGAAAUACAAUCACGUCAUCGAUGUGCGCAGCGUGCACCUUAGUGGGACUUGGUAUCUUGCUCCCUUCGUUCAAAGAGGAAAUUGUAUCUAAGGAGGAUGCCUCUUCCUGCGGCACUGCUGGCCCGCUUGGCUAAGAGAGGGAUUGUGAAACCAUCAGAGCAAGGGGUGGAUGAGGAGAUUAUUGCUGAAGAUUAUGAUGACAACAAUGUAGAUUAUGAAGCCACCAGGGUGGAAAGUCUGCCACCAAACUGGUAUAAAGUGUUUGACCCUGCUUGUGGUCUUCCUUAUUACUGGAAUGUGGAGACAGAUUUGGUAGCGUGGCUAUCACCAAAUGACCCAUCUGCUUUAAUAACAAAACCUGCAAAAAAACAAAAAGCUGAGGGAGAUGACAGAAGCGAACGUCCAAUUGAGAAGUCUGAUCGAGAGCGGGACCGAGACAGAGAGCGGUACAGAGACAGAGAUCGGGAAAGGGACAGAGAUCGGGAAAGGGACCGAGAGCGGGAAAGGGAAAGAAGAAAACAGAGGAGAGACGACAUAGCCCCUUAUAAUAAGGGCAAAAGAAAUAAGGGUAGAAAAGAAGAUGAACUCGACCCCAUGGAUCCAAGUGCAUAUUCUGAUGCUCCAAAGGGCUUAUGGUCAAGUGGUCUUCCCAAACGUAAUGAAGCAAAGACAGGAGCCGAUACCACAGCGGCUGGGCCUUUGUUCCAGCAGCGACCAUACCCUAGUCCAGGAGCUGUAUUGCGGGCUAACGCAGCUAACCAUCCUCCGAAGGAGUAAAAUAAAUUCAUGGCUAUAAA
Molecule: messenger RNA, 837 nt
Organism: Nerophis ophidion (straightnose pipefish)
Lineage: Eukaryota; Metazoa; Chordata; Actinopteri; Syngnathiformes; Syngnathidae
Gene: pqbp1
Product: polyglutamine binding protein 1
Exons: 7
Coding region: 137-817 (226 amino acids)
Biological process (GO): alternative mRNA splicing, via spliceosome
Cellular component (GO): cytoplasm; nuclear body
Molecular function (GO): protein binding; ribonucleoprotein complex binding
Source: RefSeq, a predicted model, not a curated record